UGUUUUUUAUUCUUAGUCUGGGGGAAGGGGUACACACAAGAGGGAGACGGGGAAACGCGACAGCGCGGCGGGCCGACAUCCGAGUUCACGGCUGCCGGGCCUGCGAGAGAAGCGCGUUCUCAGAAACUCUCGUGCGGACAGAACGAGCGAAAGAGAUCGAGCGACCGGACGCCAAGCGAUUUGGCGAGGGACGAGUGCUCGUCGCGACGCGUGAGCUUCGGCGUCCGAUCUUGUCUCUCCGCGCGCCGCCGAAGCGACUGCAAGCGGCGCUUCGUUUUUUUUGCGCUAGCGGCCUUGGUCGGCGGCUUCGCUGAUGGCUUUGGCUUCUGGUUUUCUUUCCUCCGGGCCCGCUUCUUCGACUCGCGCUGCUUGGAUGUCAUUGUCUUGUGAUUGCCUAAGGGCACAAGAGGUACUGCGUGACACACGGUGUUUCCCGGGAGGGGGCAGCCGGGGCCACGCAGUGGAGACGAUCGUGCGGCUUUCGUAGUCUGCGGGUCCACGGGCGGCGUGAAAAAUGCCAUGCGAUGCG
Molecule: messenger RNA, 529 nt
Organism: Pelagomonas calceolata
Lineage: Eukaryota; Pelagophyceae; Pelagomonadales; Pelagomonadaceae
Source: the annotation of a GenBank genome assembly